AUGGCAGACAUCAAGAGCACCACCAAUUCAAAUCCUGCCCCCAAACAGGGAGGCGAUGGGGUAGAGCAACAACAUAAGCCCCUUCCACUCCCCCCAACGCCCGAUCAAUCCACCACUGCGAAUGAUGGGGUAAAGCAGCUCAACGCCCAGGGCGGCUCAGUGUCAUUCGACCACCUGGGACCAAUAGUCGUAAAUCAAGACGGGACCAUGUCGCGGGUGGCCAACUGGCCCAAUAUGACGCAGAUAGAGCGCGAAAACACCCUUCGUAUCCUGGGAAAACGCAAUCAGCUCAGGCUGGCAGCACUACGAAAAGCAGCCGAAGACACAGAGAAGGCGGGUGAUGGGGAGACGAAGAACUGA
Messenger RNA from Pyricularia grisea, 360 nucleotides. RefSeq lists its product as uncharacterized. The record is from RefSeq and is a predicted model, not a curated record. NCBI's taxonomy places the organism in Eukaryota, Fungi, Ascomycota, Sordariomycetes, Magnaporthales, Pyriculariaceae. The transcript has a single exon. The coding region runs from base 1 to 360 and encodes 119 amino acids.